This is a messenger RNA of Hypanus sabinus (Atlantic stingray), 2775 nucleotides long. Its product is annotated as gastrula zinc finger protein XlCGF8.2DB-like. Gene Ontology annotation, molecular function: DNA-binding transcription activator activity, RNA polymerase II-specific; RNA polymerase II cis-regulatory region sequence-specific DNA binding. The transcript has 2 exons. Gene Ontology annotation, cellular component: nucleus. The record is from RefSeq and is a predicted model, not a curated record. Bases 387 to 1271 code for a protein of 294 amino acids. NCBI's taxonomy places the organism in Eukaryota, Metazoa, Chordata, Chondrichthyes, Myliobatiformes, Dasyatidae. Gene Ontology annotation, biological process: regulation of transcription by RNA polymerase II.
ACUACGCAUGCGCGCCGUAUACAAAAUGUCGGGAGGAGCGGAAAGAUAUUUUAGAAGUGGAGCAAGGGAUACCAUCAAUCAUCCUUCCUGCUCAGACUGUGGGGAGGAAUUCACUUGGUUAUUUGACCAAAUAGCAAACCUGUCAUUUUACACAGGAGAAAGGACAUUCACCUGCUCAGACAGUGGGAAUGGAUUCACUCAGUCAUCUCAACUGAAGGUACAUCAGCAAGUUCACACUGGACAAGGCCAUUUUCCUGUUUUGUGUGUAAUAAAGAAUUCAGUUGGUUUUCCCACCUGUGGACACACCAGUCAGUUCACACCACACCGAGCAGAUGCUGUUCAUCUGCUGAAUUUAUGGGAAAGUAUUCACUCGGUCAUCUGACCUAAUGGCUCACCAGCGAGUUCACACCAAGGAGCGGCUGUUCACCUGCUCCAUCUGUGAGAAGAGAUUCAGUAACUCUUCAACCCUAUGGAAACACCAGCGAAUUCACAAUGGGGAGAAGCCGUUCCCCUGCGCAGUCUGUGGGAAGAGAUUCAUUGACUCAUCCAGCCGACAGAAACAUCAGCGAGUUCACACUGGGGAGAAGCCGUUCACCUGCUCAGAAUGUGGGAAACGAUUCACUCAGUCAUCCCACCUUCAGAGUCAUCAGCGAGUUCACACUGGGAAGAAGCCAUUCACCUGCUCAGAAUGUGGGAAACGAUUCACUCGGUCAUUCUACCUACUUGAACACCUGCGAGUUCACACUGGGGAGAGGCCAUUCACCUGCUCAGACUGUGGGAAGGGAUUCACUCAGUCAUCUCACCUACAGAGACAUCAGCGAGUUCAUACUGGGGAGAAGCCGUUCACCUGCUCAGUCUGUGGGAAGAGAUUCACUCAGUCAUCUCGUUUGCAGAGACAUGAGCGAGUUCACACUGGGGAGAAGCCAUCCACCUGCUCAGUCUGUGGGAAGAGAUUCAUUUAUUUAUCCCACCUGCAGAUACAUCAGCGAGUCCACAGUGGAGAGAAGCCGUUCACUUGCUCAGUCUGUGGGAAGGGAUUCACUCGGUCAUCCACCCUACAGAGUCAUCAGCGAGUUCACACUGGGGAGAAGCCAUUCACCUGCUCAGAAUGUGGGAAGAGAUUCACUCAGUCAUCCACUCUACAGAGACAUCAGCGAGUUCACACUGGGGAGAAGCCAUUCAGCUGCUCAGAAUGUGGGAAAGGAUACACUCAGUCAUCCGAACUACUGGCACACCAGUCAGUUCACAAUGGGGAGGAGCCGUUGUUAUGAAUCCCUAAGUUUUGUUUGUUGUGGACUGUCAUUUUAAGUGAGAGGGAUUGAUUAUAAGGCGUAUCAGUCUGACUUGCAGCUUGUUUAGUUUUCUUUCUUUGUCAAUCUUUUUAUUAAGUUUUUCAAAAGCAAUUCAUAAUGUUCUUAGUAGUACAAAGGGAGUGGGAUUACAUUGUUGGCAAUUAACAUAUGUUAAAAAAUAUAUAAAUAGCACCAAUAUAAUUGACUUCCCAUACCCCUAAUAUAACCAAAAUAGAAAAAAAAGGAAAAAAAAACCAAAUUGAAAUCAAACAAAAACUAAACUGAACCAAACUGAAACUAAACUAAGCUGGUCUAGUCAAUUAUGUCAAAUAAAAUCAUUAAUGUCGUCAACUCCGCUCCUCUACUCAAAUCAAUGGAUAAAGUAAAGGAAUCAGAAGAAAUCAAAUGACAUUCUAUGGAAGUGUUGAAUAAAAGGCCUCCAAGUUUCUUCAAAUUUAACCGAGGGGUCAAAUGUACCACUUCUAUUUUUUUUCUAAAUUUAAACAAGAUAUUGUUUGAGAAAACCACUGAGCUGUAAUUGGAGGAUUUGUCUCUUUCCAGUUCAAUAAAGUAGGUCUUCUAGCCAUUAAGAUAGCAAAUGCAAUCAUCCGCCAAGCUGCAGAGGACAAAUCAAUCCAAAAAUUGCAGUAAUAGGAUGAGGUUGUAAAUCUACGUGUAAAAUUGUAGAGAAUAUAUCAACAAUAUUUUUUCAUAAUUGUUCCAAUACAGAGCAAGGCCAAAACAUACGAGUUAGAGAAGCUACCUCAGAACGACAUCUAUCCCAGAUCUGAUUUAUAUAAGAAUAAAAUUGUGCUAAUUUAUCCUCAGAUAUAUGUGCCCUAUGUACCACUUUAAAUUGAAUCAACAUCUGUUUGGCACAAAUAGAAGAAAACCUAAUUAAUUGCAAAAAUGUUUUCCCCAUUUCUUUGUAGGUACAGAGAGUUGAAUGUCCUUCCCCCAUUCAUUUUUAAUUUUAUCGGAUAUAUCUGGCUGUAUUUUCAUAAUCAUAAAUAUAAUUUGCCCAAAUCCAAUAUUUUUUAGAUAUCGGCAAAUUAUAUUUAUUAGACUACUGCUCAAAAGACAUGAAACAGUUAUCCAAAAUUAAAUCACGAAAAAAUAUUAUACCCUUCAUUUUCCAAGCCAUAAAGGUUUGAUCCAUGACAGAGGGUUAAAAGAAAUAAUUAGAUAUAAUAGGAUUUGAUAAUAUAAAUUAAUUCAAGCCAAGGAAUUUACGGAACUGAAACUGAAACCAUAUUCAGAAUGUAUGUUUAAUUAUCUGGUUUACCAUUUGUUUAUUCAAUUUAGAGAGAAACAAGGGAAGUGAGCUCCCUAAGAUGGAAGCCAAUGAAAUCCUUGUGCCGAAUUGCGUUCAAGAUUAACCCAAUGAAGACCAACAUUCAAAUCCACUACUUAUGUACAGAAUAUUAAGUAUUGAAUAUUAAUUGCCCAGUAAUAAAAUCUUAAAUUUGGCGCUGCCAAGCCA